GCUAACGGACGGCGAGGAUCACGAUCUUGCCCCAAUUGCAAAAGUCAUCACUAGUUGUGUGUUGUGCGACGAGUACGGCAGGAACUUCGCCCUCGUUUGUCUGGCCACCAGCAGGCCGGCGAGAUUGCGGCAGUCUGGUGGUGGUAGCUAUCGCUGAGUCGGGUCGGUAGGUGGGCAGGGUGGGAAGCCAUAGCCUAGAAGGUCGCAGGGUGCUAAGAGAGGAAGGAAGGAGCGGCUAUUGCAGUUGAGCGGCGGGGGAGGAAUAGUGGAAAUCGUUUGCUGAGUAUUGCGAAUGCGGCGGCGAAGUGGGCUCACACAGAGAGAGAGAGAGAGAGAGAGAGAGAGAGAGAGAGAGAGAGAGAGAGAGAGAGAGAGAGAGAGGGAAUAAGGACGCCGAAGCGUCGCCGCCCUUUCGUGUUUGAACUGUGGUUUCAAUUGCGAUUAGAGACGGACGUGUGCAGGACAGCAAAGAGUAGGCGGCGCGGGUGGGUACCCAUUGUCUCGCGGGUGGGAUAGACAGCGGUCGUUAUCACCUCUCCGACGUCUCCGGAUUUAUCUUACUUACCUGGAGUGGAAAGGGACGAGCUCAGAACUCUGUGAAGUGCUCUUCAGAGACUUAUUAUACAGAUGGAAGGUUCUAUAGGUCAAGAUAGGAGAGGAGCAGUUCAACCACCAAAGCGGACACGGAGAGAUUAUGCUGAAUACGAGCAACAGGUGCCUGCGGAUAGAGUAGGAUUGUAUGCUGCUGCACAAGCUCGGGGGAGAGGGCCUGCUGAAAUGGCUGCGGCAUAUGGCCCUCGAGGAGGAGAGCUGGAUUACGAGCCUGUUCCCCGUGCUAGCAUGCCAGGGCGAUGGCGUGAAGAUGGCAUGGGACAUCCAGCGGAUAUGUUGGCUUAUGGUCCAGGUCCUGAAAUGGGCCUAGGUGGGCCCGCCCGCAGAAUGAGCCUCGAGGGCGCUGGAAUUGGUAUGGGCAUGAUGGGCCCACGCGGUAUUGUGGAGGACGGUCUGAUUCCCACCCCUGGUAGGGAACCAGCGCUCAGUAUGCGAAGCAUGGGAAUGGAGAUGGGAGGCAGAGUUGCCCCACUGAAUGGGUUAGGAUUGGAGCCGGAGCGGGGGCUUGGAGCAAUGAGAGGGGCCAUAGGGGUGGAGGCGUUGCCAGAAAAUGCGUGUUCGACUUUAUAUGUUGAUGGAAUUCCCAUCGACUGCAGCAAGAGGGAGGCAGCCCACAUCUUUCGCCCAUUCAUUGGGUUCCAGGGUCUGCGACUUGUGCACAAGGACUCGAAGAAGGGUGGAGGAGAGAAGAUUGUCCUCUGCUUUGUGGAGUUUACGAAUGUCCAGUGUGCUGCAACAGCUCUUGAAGCCUUGCAAGGGUACAAAUUCGAUGAAUCCGAUCCGGAGUCGUAUGUUCUCCGUGUAAGCUUUGCCAAGCAUCCAGGUCCACGAAGCGCUGCAGAGCGCCGAAGGGGCGGCCCGGAUGGCUAUGAAAACUCAAGGGGAAAUGCACGCUGAGUGUUCAUGAGCUCAAAUCAAGGACUCGUCGUUACUCGAAGACCAACCCCCUUUUGGAUGGGAGGAUGCGAAGACCGCGAUCGGAUGUCAUAAUGAAUGCCCUUUUACCACGUUGGACCCCUGCUCGAGCGGUUAGAAGCACUGGUUCUCCAAGCUGACCGUUGGCUGAUCAAUCCGCUGAUUACCUGCGUUAUGGCCGUGGAGAUAGUGAGGGUCACAGCUCCACGUUGAGGCAUUUUGGCUUCAUGAUCGGUAACUGCUGCGCCUAUGUUCCGAGGGGUGGAUAAUCCAAGUUCUGGCCACAAGUUUUACGUUCCGCUCAUCUUCUAGGUCUUUUUUUGCCUAGGUGACUCUCCACGCAGUCAUGCUGUGCGUGAUGUUUAGGGGGCUCCUGCAGUGGGACAUCCGGUCAGUGGAGCAAGUGUGUGAGUGUGCAUGCAUUGUCUUCUAAUUGAGUUAGGUAUAGGCAAGUAGGUCUUUUGCUUCAUGCGCGAGGACGGCCACUGUGGUGGUUUAUAGUGCAAACCAGUCUAUGCUGGAUAACUGGGGCAUGCGUGUGUGUGUGUGUGUGUGUGUGUGUGUGUGCACGCAGGGGUGCGUUUGAGUUCCGUCCAGGGUGGGUUCGUUGUGUGUAAGUAUGCACGUUUUGCGUGUGCGUGUACACGUGUGCAUAGAUGCGAGGGUGCGGGUUUAGAGAGAGAGAGAGAGAGAGAGAGAGAGAGAGAGAGAGAGAGAAACUGGUGCUUGAAGAUCUGAGUCAGAAGGGCCAGUUUAGGCAAAGUUUGAACGAGUCCUGGACUCCCUUAACUUUGGCCUGCUGUGCAUGGACGAGCAUGGUUUAGUGGAAACAGUAUGGAUCUGUUUGCGAGUGCAGGGAAGUUGGUUCUGAACAUGAAAGGGCUCCUACAUGCAGGUUCGUUAGUUAUCAGGGGUAAAUGCGAAUCUAGUGUAUGUGAAGACGAUGGAACUCUUUGACUUCAUGAACUACGUUUUACUGGAAAUUUAUGCAUUCCUAAGCUAUCUUUACAUGGCCUUUUUCAUUCACACCACUUCUGUCUCUCUGUCCGUGCCGGCACAAUGCCACCUGUUGUUGAUUCCGGAAAGAGGCAUGUGUGUGCUCUUUUCUGUGUUAUGUGUGUGAGUUUGUGUUUUUUUAACCGUUGACUGUACUCUUUAUUUCCUCACUAGCACUGGACCCACUAGAGCUGAAAAUGUAAUUCCCCGUCGUUUAAAAUCCCCAAAAGUUUAGUGCAAGGAAGUUGUUCCUGUCUAUUGGAUGUUGCUUAUGAUCUGUUGCCGAAUGAUCAGAGCCUCUUUCCCGAGGUGAUCCGGUUGGGGUAAUGGGACUUGUCGGGGUCUUAAUUGCCUUCCACUGGCUGCAGUAAUGUCCACCUCUCUGCUGAUUUUGUCCCCGCUGCUUUGGAAUAGUUGCUGACGAUCGAAUGCGUUUGACUACGUGGAUUAUAUUACCUCGGGGAAAAGAGGUUGGCUACUGUGUGCACCGCGGCUCAUCUCAUACUUGGGAGAAGGCGCUUGCGUAGUCAUUACCUACCGAUUGCUGCGAAGAGCUUUGACCAGUAGGAAAUGUCAGAUCAGAUACUGUCUUGCUGAGGGCUAUUAUCCUGAGGGAGCAUACGUACAUUACGUAUCAGGGUCGACCUUCAAGUGCAGUCCCAUCUAUCAUAGUGUGUGGCCGUGGUAGUCAUACUGGCAAGAGAUGAUCCCAAUGGCUCACGUACGUGUACCGUGCACCUCAUGGGCUGAAGCCCUUUUGCAGCUGGCCAGUCUGAAGUGGCUGCCACUGGUCCUUAAUCGGAUGUGGCAUCUCAACUUUUAUCCUCGUGUCACUCGGUAAUACUAUCGAAGACUUUGGUUAGAGGUCCGCUUGAACUCAAGUGUGUGGGUCUGGAUAUUUGCGCCGAAUCUCUAAAGCGC
Molecule: messenger RNA, 3444 nt
Organism: Chara braunii
Lineage: Eukaryota; Viridiplantae; Streptophyta; Charophyceae; Charales; Characeae
Source: the annotation of a GenBank genome assembly